CAGUGGAACAUUGAAAAAACACAAAGACAGCAUCCAAGUUUAUUUCCGACAAUGCGCAGUGUUUACUUUCGUUUCAAUAGUUCCGUGUUGCCGGGAGGGCAUUUAUGGUUCUAUCGGGGAAAAACAUCAGCAGACCCAGGGAUACAGAUCAUGUCCGGGCCAAGUAUGCCAGAGAAGGUAGAAGAAGAUGCAUCUGCUGAGAAGUCAGGAGCUUGUGGUGGGAGCACCAGCAAAGACAGCGGCAACACCAAAACAUACGUCAAAUACACAGCUCCAGAUGGUGCCUGCUUCAAUGUCCAUACUUCUGGCAAGGCACCUAACAUGCAGGUUAGCUACAACAACGUGAUGCACGUGACAGACAGCUCAUUCGCCAAUCCAAACAGACCCAGGUUACGACCAAAGAUAGCGCCAAGUCUGCCUUUAGUCAAAUCAACAGAAGUCCCUGGGCCCAUUGCUAUGGAAAUAAUUGCAAACAACAUCGGGAAGGACUGGAGAUAUCUAGGACGAGAGCUUGGACUGUCUGAAGGAGAGAUGGACAAUAUUAGAGCUGACUACCGGACUGAGGGUCAGUAUGAGAUCAGCUACCAGACAGUUCGCAAGUGGAAGGAACAAGCAUACCCAACAGAACUCCACCGACUUGCAAAAUGCUGUGCCAGAGCAGGCCGUGGUGAUAUUGCCGACAAGCUGGCAAAAAUGAAGCAGGAGGGACAAUCUUGAGAAGAUUUGUUCCUGAAAAACUGACUUACUUUUUAUGAACUUUUUUUGUCCAAGGCAGAUGUUCAUCUGUGAUAACCUGUGUCGUGCCACUCAGUCUCAUCAAAAUCAGGGGCAGUGGGGUAGCCCAGCAAUUAAAGUGUUCGCUCGUCACAUCGAAGACCCGCAGGGGUGGAAAUAACCCAUUGCCCGACGCCCGAGUCCACUGUUUUUUUCUG
Haliotis rubra (blacklip abalone) is the source of this 932-nucleotide messenger RNA. RefSeq lists its product as uncharacterized. The transcript is spliced from 5 exons. Gene Ontology annotation, biological process: signal transduction. Lineage: Eukaryota; Metazoa; Mollusca; Gastropoda; Lepetellida; Haliotidae. Bases 52 to 717 code for a protein of 221 amino acids. The record is from RefSeq and is a predicted model, not a curated record. Gene Ontology annotation, molecular function: protein binding.